AGCGGGGUGAAAGGUUGGGACGCUGGUGUACAGCCUGACAGUGAGCCGCAUGAAAGCGCAGCUCUGAAGGGCAGUAGUGAAAAACAAAUGUCUGCGUUAGUGUAUAUUCACCGGAUCGACACCACUGUGUAAAAACAAACCGUUCGUUGCAGAGGAAUCAAACUCGCGAGCAGCUGAAGCAUGAUGCAUCCAGAGCAGCGCCGGACAAGCUUUGCCCUGCGGAGACGACUGGCAGAUUCAGCCCCUCAGGGCGUGCUGAGCACCGGCCAACUGCAGGGCUUCAUCCAGAGCGCUAGGCCUCCUCUCUUCUGCUUUCUGCUCCCCAGGGUCCACGCAGCUGAUGCGGCUGCUGCCCAGCCUGCACAGAUGCCCUCUUCCACUUCCUCGUCCUCUUCCUUCGCCGGUGCUGCUCCCGUGCCCAUCCCUUCUCCCAGCACCCUGCCAAAAAACAUCGGCAAGCCAGAGUUCCCAGACACAGGAUGGGAGCGCAUCAAGGAUCUCUUUGUCAGAGAUGCAACUCAGAGAUACCCAGAGGAGAUCACCAAUGUGGUAAACAGCGGUGCUAUUGGUGCGCUUGCAGGCUUCGUCUAUGGAGGUCUGCCAGCAGCUCGCUUCGCCAGGGAGCGCUACAUCCAGGCCAGCCAGGCGGAGUUGUACACUAAUCGUGUGGAUGCAGUGCGCUCGGCACAUAAUGCAGCUAUCCGGGGUUUUGUGAGAUAUGGGUGGAGAUGGAGCUGGAGAGUAGCUGUAAUAGUUACCUUGUUCAGCUCUGUGAGCACGGGGCUGUCCGUGUACCAGGACAGAGAUGCUGUCAGCCAGUAUGCAGCAGCUGGAGCUGUGACCGUAGGCCUUUUCAGACUGACCCUGGGCCUGAGAGGGCUGGUGGCGGGCUCGAUCAUCGGAGCAGUCCUGGGGAUUCCUGUUGGUGCUCUUGUCAUUGGCUUGCAGUCCCUGACUGGAGAGACGGUCCGAGAGAGGCGGAGGAGAGAGCGUAGGGAACUGUAUGAGCUCAAGCUUGCAGAAUGGGCAGCCCGUCUGCAGCUGACAGACGAGCUGAUUUCCAGCUUGAAUGUCAGCUCUCAGGCCGAGGAAACCAGUAAGGACAUGCAGAGGAUCCAGGAACUGCUCAGUCUGCCACAGAAUGAGGAUGCGGUCAAAGACUCGAGCGGCCAGUGAGCGUGGCCGCCUUACUCUGUGCUAUCUGUUGGACGCUGUAGGGUGGGAUGUGGAAAAUAUGCGUUCUCUUACUGACUGGAAACAGAUUCAGAGGAAGUCAAGAUGCUGCAGUUCAGCAUGACAUAAGUACCUCCAAAGAAGUGCUCACCUAAAUCUGAAGUGGGAUGCAGGAAAAGGAUUUUAAGAUGAUGUGUUUUCCAAGUAUUCAGUAUCUGUUUGUGCCCCUUAACCCACACUGUGAUUAUGAAGGUUAAAUUGGAUUUAAUGUGCUGCUUAUCAGUACUUUAAAUAUUAUACCUGGAAUUUAAACUUCAUUUAAAAUGACACAGUAUUGACUGACACAGUAUGAUCCAAUGUUGACAUAAGAAAAAUCACCAUUGUUGGCGAUUCAGUUGACAGAAACUCCAAACUAAUAAAUAUCAGUCCAUUACA
This is a messenger RNA of Archocentrus centrarchus (flier cichlid), 1608 nucleotides long. It is a transcript of the gene timmdc1, whose product is annotated as translocase of inner mitochondrial membrane domain containing 1. The transcript is spliced from 8 exons. Gene Ontology annotation, biological process: mitochondrial respiratory chain complex I assembly. The record is from RefSeq and is a predicted model, not a curated record. NCBI's taxonomy places the organism in Eukaryota, Metazoa, Chordata, Actinopteri, Cichliformes, Cichlidae. The coding region runs from base 181 to 1176 and encodes 331 amino acids. Gene Ontology annotation, cellular component: mitochondrion.